UUUCCCCUCAGCUCGGGGCCCGGCGUCGUUCCUCGCAAUCCGCUUGCGGUAACUGCAUCGCCCUCUCCAGCCCCGGCCGGGGCCGGUGGCUCUAGGGACUAGCAGCGGCAGAGCCAAGGCACGGUGCUGCUCUUCGCCUGCUGCGGCGGGCGCUCGGGCCUCAGCUGCGUUAGGAGACCCGGGGGCUGGCUGUGCAACCUCCCCCGUCUCAUCGGUGCGACCCCGCAGCGGUUCGAGUUAGUGACCCAGGGAAAGGAGCCUCUCCAAGGAGAGCGGAGCUGUCUGGAAGAAAUGGACGCGGGUGGUAGCUCGGGUCAUCGGGCUGCUGCUAACACCCCCGCGUACAAAAGCGGGAGCCUGGCUUGGUGGGCUACUUUUGUACUGCAGGUGUGGUGAAAGGACAUGGAAACCUCGCUAAUGGAGAAACCGCGAUGCUGUGCUGAGUAGAGAUUGGGGUUCAUGCUGGAAGUGGUACAGCAAAUAAUCUUCCGUGGCAGACAAUACCCUCUUUCUGCUACUCGGGGAAGAAAAGACCAUGGGUUCUGAAUCAAAGCAAAGUUUCAUAGGAAGCUUUCUGCAGCCUCCAGAUAAAAUGUUUGUUCCUACCUUUGGUCAGAGCAAGUCAAAGAAGGCAACAGCUACCAUUGGUGACAUGCUUCCUGCCCCAAACAACCAAGCUCUGAUGUCAGCCCUCAAAACUCUUCAAGAAAAGAUCCGUCAUCUAGAGUUGGAGAGGUCGCAGGCUGAAGAUAACCUGAGCUGCCUUUCCAUUGAGGCUGCCCAGUAUAAAAAGACCUUGCAGCAUGAAACAAAUGAGAAAGAUAUAGCACAUGAGGAAUUGAUACAACAGAAAAAAGAUGUUAGUGUGCAGUUAAGUGCAGCACAAUCCCGCUGCUCCCUACUUGAGAAACAGCUGGAUUACAUGAGGAAAAUGAUUUUCAAUGCAGAGCUAGAAAAGAAUAUGGUUCUAGAGCAACAGACUCUGCUUCAAAAGGAAAAAGAUCAGAAUCAGAUGGAGCUCCAUGCAAAACUUGAAAAGCUUGAAGUCCUAGAAAAAGAGUGCUUCAGACUUAGCACUACACAGAGAACUGCAGAAGACAAGAUCAAACAAUUGGAGGAAAAACUUUGUGAAGAAGAGCAUCAGCGUAAGUUAAUACAAGACAAAGCUGCUCAGCUUCAAACUGGGCUUGAGAUAAAUAGAAUUUUAAUGUCUUCAGUGUCGCCUCAAAAUGAGCCAAAAAAGAAAAACCGGAAAAAGAAAACUGCAAAGAAAAAAUCUGCUCUGAAGAAAGUACAUCCUCCACAAUUUUGCCUAAAGGCUGGGAUGCUGCCUUUUGUGGCUGGGAAGUCUGCCAGCUCCAGCCAUUCUGUUAGUGCAAAUGUACAAAGUGUCUUACAUAUGAUGAAACAUCGUAGUCCAUGUGUCUUGUCACGGUGUCCAGAAGCAGCUGAACACAGGAUUUCUAGACGAACUAUUGCAUGCAAAUCUGUAUCCUCUUGUUCCACAUCAUCUUCUGUCACUGAAAAUCUAUCUGACCUUUUGCUGGCGAUACAAGAUGAGCUAGGCCAAAUGAGCUUUGAGCAUCAAGAACUCUUGAAGCAGAUACAAGAAACUCAAAACUGUGAAGUUCGUGAAGACCUAGAACGUGAAUUGGAUUGUCUUGUAAAGCAAAUGGAAAUUAAAGGGGAACAGAUAUCUAAGUUGAAAAAACACCAAGCUAGUGUCCACAAAUUAAAGCAAAAAGCUCAGAAAUUGAAGAGACAGUCAGCUCAUGUCCUACCAAAAUCUGAUGACCUAAAAGGAACAAGAGAAAUUCCAGUUACUUCAAGCGGAAGAGCAUCAAAAUCCUGUCCUGUGCAGAAAAGCAAAAGCUCGCUUCAGCUAUUAAAAAAUGUGCAGAAACUUCAGUCAACACUGAAAAAAGAUGAUAUCGUGUGGGAACAAUAGUUUUACAUAUUUAUAUAGGUAGUGCCUCUUACUGGCAUGCCAAAAAAAAAUGUCUGACACUUUUUCAUAGGUUUGGAUUUAACAAAUAUUAGACAGAAUUAAAUGAAUAAUAUUUCAUUUAUGCCAUGUCUAAAUGUUUUCUAACCGAAUAGUAAAUUUCAGUUGAAACUUAGGUUUGGGUUACUCACUUUCCCUGUAGCUAUACAUAUUUUGUAAUAUCUGUUUUAACUGUUUCAUGAAGUGUCCCAAUUUCUUUUAACUUACAAAAUUAAAAACUAUC
Caretta caretta (loggerhead turtle) is the source of this 2228-nucleotide messenger RNA. RefSeq names its product centrosomal protein 57 like 1 (gene CEP57L1). Gene Ontology annotation, cellular component: centrosome. Gene Ontology annotation, molecular function: gamma-tubulin binding; microtubule binding; identical protein binding. The record is from RefSeq and is a predicted model, not a curated record. Lineage: Eukaryota; Metazoa; Chordata; Testudines; Cheloniidae.